Molecule: messenger RNA, 399 nt
Organism: Anthostomella pinea
Lineage: Eukaryota; Fungi; Ascomycota; Sordariomycetes; Xylariales; Xylariaceae
Source: the annotation of a GenBank genome assembly
AUGGACCACUCCAGAUCCUCCAACGGGUCGCCGUCGCUGCCAUACAACGGCCGGCGGUACGCGGUCCCCGCCGCCGCCAGACGAGCGAGAAACGCGUCCGCCGACAAUAAAGCGGAAACGUCAGUCGACACCAGAGCUCCCAUGGCGCCAAUCAAAACAGCUCCCAUGGCGCCCACCGAUUCCACGGCUCAAGUCGAGCACGCCGGUUCCCUCAAGAAGGUCAUCACGACACGACAGUUCAUCUUUAUCAGGGCGUCGAGCCGCCGCAGCCCCAUGACCAGCAAAAUGGGCUUCAGCAGGGAACUCAGUCGUCCCAAGGCUCUAAUUCGCCAACACCACCAGGUCACGCCGGAGUGGCCUCUGGUAGCUAUCAGCAAAUGCAGUGAGACGCACAUGUAG